Molecule: messenger RNA, 720 nt
Organism: Colletotrichum phormii
Lineage: Eukaryota; Fungi; Ascomycota; Sordariomycetes; Glomerellales; Glomerellaceae
Exons: 3
Coding region: 91-720 (209 amino acids)
Source: RefSeq, a predicted model, not a curated record
AAAAGGAUUGCUCUUCGCUCAGACUCAACCUUGCUAUCUCAUUGCUGACCGUCCAGUUGACAACAGACGAUCACCCAUACCAACAACAUCAUGGCCCAAGUCAACCCCGACAAGUCCACCGCCGAGAUUCUCCUCAAGGACAUCUCCGACAAGAAGGUCCCCACCGACGAGCAGACCAUCAAGGACUUCGGCUUCGACCGCUGCAUCACCCCCAAGGGCCAGCAGAAGCUUCUCUCCGUCUACGCCCUCCUCAUGACCGGCCUCGACCCGGCCAUCACCCCGCUCAGCUCCAGGAUGGCCGCAUUCGCCGCCGUCAAGGACAACAAGCACGCCAACACCAUCACCUGGUGCGACUACAACCAGUACAUCUGGAACCCCAAGGACGUCGACUCGGAGCUCGGCGCCCUCGGCGAGGAGACCAUGGGCGCCAUGGCUGGUGCUGCCACCGACGAGGAGUACAUGGCUCGCAUCCCCGUCUUUCUGGCGGGCCAGACGCGUCUCCGCCAGAAGAAGGAGGCUCUCGAGGCCAAGGGCGAGUAUGUCCGCACCGUUCGCGGCAUGCGCUUCACAUCUCUGCCUAAUGUGGACCCGAAUGGACCUCCCGCCGCUGGUCAUAUGAUCUUCUGCCCUGAUGGCUUCAAUGGUGUGCCCGUCAGCGAGGUUGCUCGCCAGUUUCAGGGUAUGCCUGGUGUGACCGUCCGCUUCCCUCCUCGCGGCUGA